AUGUUGGAAGAGCAAGAAAAUGUUGGAAGAGCAAAAAAAAAUUUUGUAUUUAAAGAGCAAAGAGAGGUAAUAAAUGGCAAGUAUCUUGCAACCGUAACAAUUCCUAUAGAAUAUGAAAUAUCUUUUGAAAUUUAUAUAACUUCAUAUUUACAAGUGUGGACAAAUGCAAUUCAUUUUACUAAUUCGAGUGACUGUUGUGAUUACGGAUCCAGAGUUCCAAGUGUAUCUUUUAAUCCUAAUCAAAACACUGCACAAGUUUGCUCAUCAGUAAACGGAAAUGGUGCUUAUUGUAUUGCUACGCAAUCAUUACCAUUGAUGCAGUGGACUAAGAUAAUGGUAAAGCAAUUUUUGAGUAAUGGUGAUUAUUUUUAUUCUGUCUUAGUUAAUGAUGAGACCGUCCAUUCUGUGAAAAACACAAAAGUAAGCUUUUUUGAUAACGUCAAGGUUUUGGUCAGCAAUCCAUGGGUAGUUGCACAACCAGGAUACAUAAGAAACUUGUAUGUACCAAGGCUUAAAGCCGACACCUACUCGUUUUACAGAGACUUAAGUAAUGAAGCCACGUUGUCUAUGUCGGACGUUAUUAAAAAUACUAAUACUCUUAUUAUUGGAGCUGAUGCAAUAGCUACAUAUAUGGAUCCUUCAAAUGAAGCAUACGUUGCUUCUGCAUGCAUUUUUACGUGCUUACAAAACGCUAAUUGUUACUCACUUAGUUUUUCACAAGUUGCAAAUCUAUGUUUGUUAUUCGAUUUAAAUAUCAGAUAUAACGUAAACAUUUUUACCCGAAAUAUAAAUUGGGACAGUUAUGUUUUAUAAAAGAUGAAGUGAAGAUGUAUUAUUUGAUUUUAUUAGCACAAAUUUGUAAGACAUUUAUAUGCUUUCAACAAAGAUAAUUAAGGUGGAUAGUCUAGCUUUUAAGUUAUUCAUAAACAUGGAUAUAUGUUUAAACUACGUAAGCAAAACAAAAGGCUACACAAAACACUACGUACAAGUAGCAAGUGCAAUGAUAGGAAACACGUAUACUUGAAAAAUCACAACCACCUUGAUUAUCUAGCUGUUGUUUUUUUAACUAUAACGCUUGUUAAUGAGUUUUAUUAUUUUAUAAC
Molecule: messenger RNA, 1103 nt
Organism: Hydra vulgaris (swiftwater hydra)
Lineage: Eukaryota; Metazoa; Cnidaria; Hydrozoa; Anthoathecata; Hydridae
Source: RefSeq, a predicted model, not a curated record